AUGUCCAAAUACGGAGAAGAAAAAUAUCGACAUAAAAUUUCAUUAGGAAAAACUAAUGAUUUAACAUCAAAUAAUAAUGAUUCAACACAUCGAUUAUCUAUUCAUAUUAGACAAGGUCAUAAUAAAUUUUGGUCAGAAUCAAUUUUACCAUUAUUAUUAUGUAUUGCAUGUCCAUUUUUUAUUCGAUCCAUUGUUUUCAUAUGUGAUUAUUGUCAUGGAUCAAUUAUGGAAUUUUUUUCACGUAUUCUAUUUGAUCAAACAAUGACAUUAAAACAUGUAUUAGUUAAUUUUUUCUAUUUUCAAUGGCAUUGGCCAUCAGCAUGUAUUAUUAUAUCAUUUUUAAUAUAUGCUGUUAUUAUGACAAUGUUAUUACCAGGUGAUGAAUAUGCUGGACCAAUAACCGAUACAGGUCAUGUACCAAUUUAUCGUAAUAAUGGUUUUACUUAUUAUGUUAUAUCAUUGAUUUUAUUUGCAUUAUUAACAAUAAUAUUGAAAUUAAAUAAUUAUUCUCCAACAUAUAUUUAUGAUCAUUGGGAAGAAUUUCUUUCAACUGUUAAUACAUUUGCAUUUCUUUUAUGUUUUUUUGUUAUACUUAAAGGUAAAUAUAUGCCAUCAACAAAUGAUCAUCGAUCAUCAUCAAAUUGGUUAACAGAUUUUUAUCGUGGUGUUGAACUUUAUCCAAGAAUAUUUAAUAUUGAUAUUAAACUUAUAACAAACUGUCGAUAUGGCAUGUUAUCAUGGGCACUUUUAUGUAUUAUUUUUUGUAUGAAAACAUUUGAACUUCAUGGUUAUACCGAUAGUGCAUUAGUUACAUGUUUAUUAAUACUUGUUUAUUUAACAAAAUUUUUUUGGUGGGAAUCUGGUUAUAUGAAAACAAUGGAUAUUAUUGUUGAUCGUGCUGGUUUUUAUUUAUGUUGGGGUUGUCUUGUAUGGGUAUCGGGUAUCUAUACUCUUCCAUCAUAUUUUCUUGUUACACAUCCAAAUAAAUUAGGAGCCUUUUUAACUAUGACUAUUCUUACAUUGGGUCUUAUGUCAAUUUUUAUUAACUAUGAUUGUGAUCGACAAAAAAUCUAUGUACGAUCAGCUAAUGGUCAAUGUAAAAUAUGGGGAAAACAAGUUAAUAUAAUUCGUGCUAAAUAUGUUUUAUUAAAUGGUAAAGAAUGUGAAAGUAUACUUUUGGCAUCUGGCUAUUGGGCAUUAUCAAGACAUUUUCAUUAUGUACCUGAAUUAACAUUAGCUUUUCUUUGGACAUGUCCAUGUGGUUUUCAUUAUAUUUUACCGUAUAUUUAUUUUAUAUUUCUCUAUAUAUUACUUAUACAUCGAUCGCAUCGUGAUGACCAAAAAUGUCGACUUAAAUAUGGUGUAGCUUGGGAUAAAUAUUGUCAACUUGUUCGAUGGAAAAUAUGUCCAGGAAUUUAUUAA
Messenger RNA from Rotaria sp. Silwood1, 1422 nucleotides. The record is from the annotation of a GenBank genome assembly. NCBI's taxonomy places the organism in Eukaryota, Metazoa, Rotifera, Eurotatoria, Philodinida, Philodinidae.